Molecule: messenger RNA, 430 nt
Organism: Staurois parvus
Lineage: Eukaryota; Metazoa; Chordata; Amphibia; Anura; Ranidae
Source: the annotation of a GenBank genome assembly
CAGUAUGACAUGGCAGAUGAGUGCGUCGAUCUUAGAAUCACCGGCACACUUCACUCAUUUGGGCAGUCACGGGAGCCAAAACCAGAGUGUGGAGCCACAGUUGUGGCGGUUGGACAGGUGGGCAGCUAGCAAUGGGAGGCCAUACAGCACCUAUGACAAAAUGGAACCCACCAGCAGUGUGAGGAGACUCUGAAAGUGGCACAUGGCGAGUGUGGCGAUGGUGGGGAGGACAGCAGCAAUGGGAGGCCGGUACAGGGGACCCAUGACACACUCUGGACCUCUGGCGAGCAGCAUGAGGAGGCGGUACAGGGGCCAUGACAGGAUUCCAGGGCCCCUGGCAGCAGCAGUGGGGGGCAGCGCAAUGGAAGGCCCUCGCACCCUAUCACAAAAUGGAACCCACCAAAAGUGAAGGAGACCCGAAAGUGGCCAU